GAGAGUUAGAGAAUCCUCAUCAUCCCCUCUAAGUAAGCCCGGGAGAAAGGCAGGACCAUGCGUGGCUGCCCACUUCAGGCUGGGGCCGUGGGGGGAGUCGAGGGGCCGAGCAGGAGUAGUAAAUAGGGAGGAAGAGGGAGAAGGGCGAGGGGGGCUCGAGGGGUUUUGGAAAAAGGGGGGGAGAAGAGGGAGAUCUUCCCCGCCCCCCUUUACCUUUUUAAAUCCGAUUGUUUUCCCCCUCUGGUUCUGAAUUUUUUUUUUUUGGCUUUAAUUGUCCAGCCGGCUGUGCCCGUGCGGGGAGCGCCGGGCCGGGCACACCUGGGCCGAGGGCGCGCAGCCUCAUCUAACUGCGGCGGAGGCGGGGGCGGGAGGGCGCAGGAGGCGGAGGACUAUUAGGGCCGGGCCGCGCCGGGCCGGGCCAGGCCAGGCCAGGCCGGGCGGGGGUUGGAGUUGGAGUUGGGGUUGGGGUUGGGCUGGCGGCCCGAGCCGCCGCCGCUGCCGCCGCUGCUCUCUGCGAUGGAACCCGGGCCCGAGGCGGGGCCGGACCCGGGGCCGGGGCCCUCGCUCGACAUGGCGCCGGAGCUGACCCACGACGAGGAGCUGGCCACCAAGCAGUUUCUGGAGGAGAUUAACAAGUGGACAGUUCAGUACAAUGUGUCUCCACUCUCUUGGAAUCUUGCUGUCAGGUUCCUCAUGGCCAGAAAGUUUGAUGUCCUCCGGGCUAUUGAAUUGUUCCAUGCCUACAGGGAAAUGCGACGGAAAGAAGGAAUCGUCAAGCUGAGGCCUCAUGAGGAUCCUCUCCGUUCAGAAAUCCUCAGUGGGAAGUUCACUAUCCUGAACACACGGGAUCCCUCUGGAGCCUCCAUCGCUCUUUUCACGGCCAAGUUACAUCAUCCCCACAAGUCCUCCCAACAUGUGGUGCUCCAGGCUCUGUUUUACUUGCUGGAUAGAGCAAUGGAUAGCUUUGAAACUCAAAGGAAUGGACUAGUGUUUAUCUACGACAUGGGGGGUUCCAAUUAUAACAACUUCGAGCUAGACCUUGGCAAGAAAGUGCUAAAUCUCCUGAAGGGAGCCUUCCCAGCUCGGUUGAAGAAGGUGUUGAUCGUAGGGGCGCCCGUGUGGUUCCGAGUGCCCUAUUCCAUCAUCAGUAUCCUGCUGAAGGACAAAGUCCGAGAAAGGAUUCAGAUCAUGAGGACGAGUGAGCUGACCCAGCAUUUGCCCCGGGAGUGCCUUCCUGAGAGCCUGGGAGGGUACCUCAAGUUGGACCCCACCAGCUGGAACUUCCAGUUUCUCCCUCAAGUGAAUGGCCACGUGGACCCCCUGGAUGAGAUGAUCUUACUGUCCCUUGGUCCCUCUGGGGACAGCGACUCGGUGCAUGUCCCGGGCCCCCAUGCCAUGACCAUCGUGGAGCUGCUGGAGCACUUUAGCCACCGGCAGAAGAGGGGCAUUUACGAAGAGUAUGAGGACAUCCGCCAGGAGAACCCCGUUGGCACCUUCCAUUGCUCCAUGUCCCCAGGUAACUUGGAGAAAAACCGAUACGGAGAUGUGCCGUGCCUGGACCAAACCCGCGUGAAGUUGACCAAAGGGAGUAGUACGACCCAGACAGACUACAUCAAUGCCAGUUUCAUGGAUGGCUAUAAGCAGAAGAACGCUUAUAUCGGCACACAAGGUCCCUUGGAGAACACCUACCAUGACUUUUGGCUCAUGGUAUGGGAGCAGAAAGUUCUGGUGAUCGUCAUGACCACACGAUUUGAGGAAGGAGGCAGAAGAAAAUGUGGCCAGUACUGGCCUUUGGAAAAAGACUGUCGGCUCCGAUUUGACUUUCUCACAGUGACCAAUCAAGGAGUGGAAAACAUGAACCAUUAUAAGAAAACUACGCUGGAAAUUCACAACAUAGAAGAACGACAAAAAAGACAGGUGAUCCACUUCCAGUUCCUGAGCUGGCCAGAUUACGGGGUCCCUUCGUCAGCUGAUAGCUUAAUUGACUUCCUCAGAGUGGUUAGAAAGCAGCAGAAGAUGGCGGUCAGGAACUUGGGACAACGCUUCAAAGGCCAUCCCAGAGGGCCGCCCAUCGUGGUCCACUGCAGUGCAGGCAUUGGCAGGACAGGUACCUUCUGCUCACUGGACAUCUGCCUGGCACAGCUGGAAGAGCUGGGCACACUGAAUGUGUUUCAGACCGUGUCCCGCAUGAGGACCCAGAGGGCAUUCAGCAUCCAGACUCCAGAGCAGUACUUCUUCUGUUACAAGGCCAUCAUUGAAUAUGCCCUGAAGGAGGGCAUGGUGCCCCCUGGCUACCAUCUGGGCAUAGAGAGGCAGUAGCUGGCGCCUGGGGCCUCUCGCCUGGUGGCAGGCACUGGCUGCCCAUCAGUAACCUUCCGGCAGCCUUCCUCACUCUUCCUGGGAUACUGCCAAGCCCCUAGGUGGUCAUGAGUAAUGUUGAAACAGAUCCACCUCUUCUUGUGUCUCCUGGUACAUGGCAGUCUUUUCCUUUGGCUAGCUAGCUCUGACGAAAUCUCCACAAGUAGCCAGUGGCUAGCAGCUUGUGUUCUUAAUUUCAAGCACCUGCUAUUGAACUGUGCCUUAUUCAAACCAAAUUGUGGCUACCAUUUUUGGACAGGGGUCCCCAAAGGAAGGAGGACAGGAUCUUCUCUUCCCCUCUCAAAACCCCCUUGCCCCCAGCUUCCUCACCUUGACUCUGCCACAGUUCCAUGGGGAAGGAGGUGAGAGACUGCCUCCAGUUCAUCCCAAGAGAAUCUGACCAACCUCUAUAUCCUAGAGAUCAACCCUAGUGCCAAGAAGGUGUAAGAAAUAAGGCGUGUGCUCCAGUCUCAUCUGCCAUUCUGUGUGCCUGUGUGUGUUACACAUGUGGGGGUCUGGAAUUAUGGGGGGGGGGUGUGUGGGUGUGGGUGUGUGUGUAAUAUAUACUGUAUGUGUUGAUAUGUCCAUACUAGAGAAACCCAUAUGUACACACCUCUUUCCCGCAGUUCAUGGGGCACCAUGCUGGAGGUGAGGCCCCUCCUGCCUAAGGGGGGGUGGGAAGGGGGCAGUUAUGCAUCAUGCUCUUAGUCGGGGAGGACGUCGUGACAGUGUCCUUCACUCUACUCAUCACCAUCCCCUCCCUGGGCAUGGACCACCGCCCUGCCCUCUCUUGGUCACGGCCUGCCUUUGGCCCUGGGGCUGCUGUAUACACGUGGUCACCCUGGCGCAUUAUUCUCCCAACUUAACAUUUUUUUCUCUGUUUACCUUAUCAAUUGGGGGAAACCCUCCACCUUGAAUACGGAGCUGCAGAUCUCCACUGUGACAUUGGAACACUCUGUCUUUCCCUCGUCCUCCUCGGGGGAUGAUGGGGAUAAACUCUGAGGGGCCAAGGCCGAAGGCAAUCGGUACGAAGUCUUCAAAGGGCACGGUGUGGGAGGGGGAACGUGACCUGGGAGAAUCACUCAACACUACGGAAAGAACUUUACUUUCAGAAAACCAAACAAGAAGCAUUCCCUUCUCUGCCACUUCUCACCCCUUUCUCUCCCCAGCAUCCCCACCUUGGCACCUGGAAGCUCAUUCUCUGCCAGCCACAUCCUGGUUCUUUGCCAAGAAAGAGCUGAAAGCAGCUCCUGGCUGGGCACGCGCGCGCGCGCGCGCACACACACACACACACACACACACACACACACACACACACACACACACACACACACACACACACACACACUCUCACUCACUCACUCACUCACUCACACUCUGGAAUUGCUGUUUGUCCCUUUCCCUUGCCAUGCCCUGUCCUGCCCCAGCUCAACGUCGCCAACAGCUCACCCUGUGCUGAGGUGGAGACCAUCAUUAAUGAGAAAGCUCCCUCCCUCCCCCCAGAAGACAAGGUCGGUGGCUGAGUGGCCCCUCAGUCAUUUUAUACUGUAACGAGCUCUUUGAAUGUGUAUAUUCUUAUUUUUACAAUCUUUUCAUUUUGUAUUUAACGUUCAAGGAUUGAGUCAGAUUUGGAGAAUAAUUGUAAAUGUUCAUAUUCAAUACCUUAUGGUGAUACAAUUUUGUAUUUACAUAUAAAUAUAC
Molecule: messenger RNA, 4059 nt
Organism: Dromiciops gliroides (monito del monte)
Lineage: Eukaryota; Metazoa; Chordata; Mammalia; Microbiotheria; Microbiotheriidae
Gene: PTPN9
Product: protein tyrosine phosphatase non-receptor type 9
Exons: 13
Coding region: 517-2319 (600 amino acids)
Biological process (GO): protein dephosphorylation
Molecular function (GO): protein tyrosine phosphatase activity
Source: RefSeq, a predicted model, not a curated record